UCCGUGGACGAAUCUCGGUGCGUGCCACCGUGGUUUAAAAAAUUAAUUAACGAGUUCCGGAGAAUCCGCGUCAUAGGCGUGAGGUGUGCGCGUCGUUUUUGUGGAGUGUGCGAGAAAAGCCCGUCGUCUUUUCGCUGCCGCGACGACGGUUGCUGGGACGUGGAAUCGCGCGGCGGGAUUCUCAGUGCUGCGGACUAACGAGAUAUGUCAGUGUUUGGUAGUGAGGAUCGAAUUCUACUUGAAGAAAUUGUUGAAACCACCGAGGAACAAGAAACUAAUUUGUGCGGAAGCAUUGGAACAGUGGAGGAGGGCUCGGUGGCCACGAGCGUGACGAUCGCCGAGGUCGUUGAUUCGCAAGAUCAACAGCAACAGCAAUCAAAGAGCAACGGCGCAGUAUCUCGCCGUGUUGCUGGUCAAAACGUUGCGCUGAGCAACGGCAAUAGUACCAGCAACGUCGGCCGUGUGACACCGCGAAGCCACAUGGAGCAGGAGAAGCGUAUGCGGCGAGAAAUCGCCAACAGCAAUGAACGACGUCGGAUGCAAAGUAUUAACGCCGGUUUCCAGUCGCUGAGGACGUUGCUACCGCACCACGAGGGCGAGAAACUUUCUAAGGCUGCGAUACUUCAGCAGACUGCCGAAUAUAUAUACCAGCUGGAACAAGAAAAGACCCAACUGUUGUCACAGAAUUGUCAAUUGAAACGACUGGUUAACCAGCACGAGGGUGGCGAUGUUCCGAUCAAGAAACGCAAACCAGAUAAUCAAGGAGGCGUCGUGGUUAGUCUACCGAUGCACGUUAGCGAGAGCGGUGACGAAGGAUUGGGCAGCAUGUCCCCUGAACCAUUGUCGGUAAUAACGGUAACCACGGAGGGACAUUCCGUGGUCAACAACGAGGUGGUAGAGCUGAGGCGACAGUUAGAGAGGGAACGCCACGCGAGGUUGCGUCUAGAGAAGCAAAUGAGAGUUAUACAGAAUCAACUGUAUCCGGAGAGAUUUAGAGAUAAUCAGCUAAUCACUUACCAACCUCACGAGGUGAUCGAACACACGGACAACGUGAUCGCUCAAGAAACGGAGGACGCAGUUGCCGCGCUUCAGGUAGUUUCCGUGGUGUCUUUGGCACAGGUUGGCACGACGCAGACCGUGGAAACGUCUAGUCCGGAUCCAAGUUCACCGCCCCUGUCUCCACAGCCCGCGGACAUGGUACCAGAGGAGAUCAAAGAGGAGGAGUCCGGCCCGGGCUCGCCAAAGAUCGUGACGUUCGGCCAGAACCAGGUGUUCUCCGCGAUCGACGAGCAGACUACCGCCGACUCGUUCUCCUCCUCGAGUCGUGUCACGUACACCACGAGUACGGGGGAGUUCAAGAACGCGUCACCCCAGUACAUCACCACCAGCCCCGCCAGACCGUUCUCACCGGCCGCGGAACCGCAGCGGCUGCCCAGCAUCCUCGAAGCCGCGAUGAAAGCGGAGCCGAAGGUUGAAGUCGAGAGGUUGCCGUCGCCAUCGAACUCGUUGGACGACGGGUCCCCGCAGGCGAGACUCUAUCUGGCCAACACCUCGAGACAGAAUCUGGAAACGAUCGUCGAAGCGAUACGUCACCUCGAAGGGGACCAUCUGUUCAGCGACGAGCCGGCCCAGGACGUGCCGUUGGCGUUGACCAAUAAACAAACGGCCAUCACGUCGAGCAAAACGUCGACGACGCCCGGCGCGUCGCCGGCAGCGUCAGCGAAGCAGCGGCUACUCCAGGCCGAGUUCCUCCAGUUCCACAGGCAACAACAGCAGACCCAACAGCGGCCGGGCGUGAUCGUGGUGAAGCACUCGUGAUCGAAAGGCGCGUCGCGAUCGGCAAACUGAACGCGCGCGUCCGCCGCGGCAAACUCGCCUCCGCUCGAGAAUUAAAACGAACAAUCGAAAAAAAAUCCCGCGACGCGAUUCGAGACAUCGAGAGGAAUUUGCUUCGAGAAAGAGUGUGUUGUACGCGUGAGAGAGAGAGAGAGAGAGAGAGAGAGAGAGAGAGAGAGCGUGUGAGUGCGUUAAGUACAUAGAAGAGAGACGAGAAGAUGAAGAUUGGGGAGAGAGAGAUUGAGAGAGAGAAAGAGAGGGAGAGAGAGGGAGAGAGAGAAAGAGAGAGAGAGAGAGAAAGAAGAUAUAAGAAUCUUUUCAGCGACAAUGUUUUACGCUCGAGCCGGAGGCUCCGUUUCCUCGAAGAGACGCUCGGGAAGGUCUCCUUGCGUUCGAUGUUGCAAUCGUCGACCGGCCAUUAUUAAUUGUCGGUGUUGCGUUCGGUCGACGUUUCCGUAUGUUCCUACUGCCCGUCGUCGUGUCCGCCUUCGUUUCGAUCCAUCUCUCUCGAUCCCGUGUGUCCAUCCGGGAUCCAUGCGUCAAAAAAAAAAAAAAAGAAAGAAAGAAAAUUGUUGUUAUUAUUUCGUUCGUUCGUUCGUUCGUUCGAUCGGAUCAGAUCACACAGAGCACGUUUGAUGCACGUGCGUAUGUUUCGAGGGGGGUGGGUGUCGAGCUUCUUCUUCGCGGUCGCGAAUUUUUCACAAUCGAACGAUUCGACGAGUCGCGACGAAACCGUUUUCCGAAACGCGGGGAGAGGAGAGGGAGGCAGCCGAUCGCGAGUUUAUUUCGAAGAGGAGAAGGGAUUCGCGGUCGGAAACUCGAAACGAAGGUAGGACCAAAGUCGAAGCUCGACGAAAGGAUCCUCGCCACCGAGUCGUCGAAAAUGUUUCCCUCGAUUCAUCCCCCUCCCCCCCUCCCCCCCCCAAGGCGCCUCCCGUUCUUCACUUCACGCUCCAUCCCCCAAUUCCAUCAUCACCAUUUGCUAUUACCUUUUUCGCUACUUCUUGUAAAUAUCACCUUUCGGUUCGCGGCGUGUCUCGUUUCUUCCUUUUUUCCUUUCUUCUUUUCUUCCUUCUUUCUUCUUCUUCUUCUUCUUCUUCUUCUUCCUUUUUCUUCUUUUCUUAUCGACGAGAACUCCGCUCGCGAACAAUCGCAAUUCCCCAUGUGUCUUACUUCCCCUCCACCCCCGUGAAUCUCGAAAGAUUCAUCCUCUCCUAUUAUUAUAUUGCUCCUUCACAUUGCUCUUCAUCGAAGUCGAAUUCGUCUUUCCCAUCAUCCCUCCAUUCAUCCCUUCGCGAAUCGAGACAGCGAAGCGAGCGUUUCUCUCCUCGUGUUACGAGGAUAUAAUAUUAUCAUUUCUUUUCUCUUUUUCGUAGGCUUAAGAUGAAUUGCUACCACAAUUAAUAAUUAUUCAUAGAUAAGUAAGGCUGCGUAUGCUGUAUAUCGUACCGAUGAUGUAUACAUAUGUACACACGACAUAUAACGUAUAUACAUGAGACGUGUAAUUGGUACGAGAUCCCCCCUUUUUCCGCGAAUUUGUGCGUGUAUAUAUAUGUAUAUAUAUGUAUAUAUAUAUAUAUGUAUAUAUAUGUAUAUAUAUAUGUAUAUAUAUGUAUAUACACGUAUGUAUAUAUAUACACGCGCAUAAUACUUAUCUACUUUCUCUUUUUUUUUACAUAUUGUUACGAGAAUUCAAAGAAAAAAGGAAAGAAAGAAGAAGCUAUCCACUUAGAGAUACUUAUAUAAUAAGUACGCGAGGAGAAGGUUCACUUUUUGACGACGCCGUAUUAUAUUUUUUUAAUUUCUUGUUCCCUCCCCUCCCCGUCCCCCCUUCGCGUCCCCCUUUCUUUCAUUUUGCUUUUUCCAAACGUUCCAAACACAUACUUCUAUCGCGUUGUUCCAGUGUUGUUCGCAGUGACAAAAAGAUUGAAAACGAGCGAGAAUUCGAGACGAACAAGAUCGAUUAAGACACCAGAUACACGAUACAUACAAGUAAAUUCUGACGAUAUAUAUAUAUAUAUAUAUAUUUAAUAAUAAAGAAAUAAAGGAAAUCUAUCUAUCUAUUAUAUAUUGAUUUGGAAUGAAAUUAGAUGAAAGUAAAGUUUCUUUAAUUAUUAAACUCGAUGACUCGAUAAAUUAAUGAGUGAUUAUCGGUAAACGAAUUACAUUACGACGAUUUUACCAUUUUACUAUUUUGACUUCUUCUUCCACACGAUUCUAAAAAUAUCUUAUAUAAUAAUAAUUGAUAUAUCGUCAGAAUCUGUUAUAUACAUGAGCAUAUAAAUCCACGAAUAUAUAUAUAUAUAUAUAUGUACACGUAUAUAUGUACACGUAUAUAUACAUAUAUGCAAACUACACGUACACAUGCGUACAUAUGCUUAAUAUUUGACACACAUUAAUAUGUAUCGAAGCAAGAGAGAAAGCCAUGGGGAAAAAAAAAGUAAUAGACGUUUCCGCGAACCGCUUUUAUAUUAAGUAUCGACAUUUUUCGAAAAAUGAAAGGGAGAAGGAUUAAUGAUAAAGAAAGAGGGAAAAAAGAAGAAAAAGAAGAAGAAGAAGAAGAAGAAAAGAAGAAAUCAUUUGAAUGUGUAGAAAGCGUUCUCAUCGCGCCAUUGCGUUAGUUAGAUAAGUGAGCAACACGCAGGGUGAAAAUUCCGUUUAAUCUGUGCCAAAUAUCGAGUAAAUCAGACUUUUGUUCCUUCGUAUAGAUAAGUAGUGAUUGGCAGCGCGAGGGAAAAAACGAGCGUGGCGGAUCGGAUAAUUUCAUUGAUAUUUCGUGCAAGAGCCGAUAUUAAAGAUCGUUCACUCCCUUCUCGUAAAUUGUUUCCGGCAUGCAUGUUUAUCGCGACACUCGACAGACUUUUUCUAUCGCUUGUACACUUUUUUUAAUACUCCCUCCCCCGUAUGUAUUUCUCUUCCCCCUUCCUUCCUUUCCUCGAAAGAAAGAAUCUCCUCCCCCCUCCCUAAUAAUCCUUCCGAGUCGCGAG
Molecule: messenger RNA, 4823 nt
Organism: Apis laboriosa (Himalayan honeybee)
Lineage: Eukaryota; Metazoa; Arthropoda; Insecta; Hymenoptera; Apidae
Gene: crp
Product: helix-loop-helix protein 11
Exons: 6
Coding region: 205-1818 (537 amino acids)
Biological process (GO): regulation of transcription by RNA polymerase II
Cellular component (GO): nucleus
Molecular function (GO): DNA-binding transcription factor activity, RNA polymerase II-specific; RNA polymerase II cis-regulatory region sequence-specific DNA binding; protein dimerization activity
Source: RefSeq, a predicted model, not a curated record